Aspergillus brunneoviolaceus CBS 621.78 is the source of this 784-nucleotide messenger RNA. RefSeq lists its product as uncharacterized. NCBI's taxonomy places the organism in Eukaryota, Fungi, Ascomycota, Eurotiomycetes, Eurotiales, Aspergillaceae. The transcript has a single exon. The record is from RefSeq and is a predicted model, not a curated record. Bases 139 to 747 code for a protein of 202 amino acids.
GUUAUCUUGAAUCGGGGGAGAGCAGGUGGAGGGAAAAGGCCCCAUUAUGGGCUAGUUCAUCACCAUGCUACUCGAGUAGCUUUAUACCAAUUGUACGUUACCGUCCAUGACUUGUCUAAGUUGUUUCCACGCACAGCGAUGCUUCUUCCACUGCAAUGCACUGUACCUGAAUCGACUUCCCCUCGGUGUUUUCCAGAGUGGGUUAACUUCGCGGGCGCAGAUUCAAUAUUCUCUUUUCUUGGAGCAGAUGUUUUCCGAUGCUCCCUUAUGCCUUUGUUUUCGAUUCUGCAUCAGAACAGAUUCAUGCUGGGUUAUCCCCAUUCCCCGACAUGUAAGGAUAAAGCAGUCUGUUUUGGUGUACCUAUCUGCCUUCGGGCGGAAGUCGACCUGCAAGUGACAGCAAUCAUAGAUACAUUGGUAGCUGUACUUUCGACGGUACACACUCUCUCUUUGGGACGAUUCCAAUCUUGCCUACCUUAUCUAUUCAUGCCCUUCUGCUGGAGGACGGUCUCUGGCUACCUUUGGGGUUGUAUAGCACGCAGUCUUCUUCAGGCUGCCAACCUAUUGCCAAGACUAGGAGUUCUGGGUGAUUGCUAUGGUCAACGCUGCUUCAAAUUCACAAUACUUCGAUCACAUACAAUUCGCUUUUCAAGAGAAAGUCCACACGCUCUAACUGCCGGGUCACAUGACAAUAUUUGUACUGAGCGGUUAGUCAGCCGUUGCGAACUUGGCGGCGGUGAUCCAUGACGUCACUAUGGGCUGGUGCGCGGAACAAAUGCCGAAU